AUGAUGAAACCAGUGACCAAUGGCGGGGGAGAUCACUACCCUGAGAAGCGCCGGUGUGGAUGUUGCGGCAGCCGCAAAAGAUGUUGCGUCGUGGUGUCGGCGACGGUCCUCAUUACCGUGGUAUUGGUCAUCCUCAUCGUGGCCUUCACCGUCUACAAGAUCAAAGAGCCAACAACCGUAAUCGUUUCAUCCACGGUGGAGGGCGUGACGCCGCGGGUGGUAUUGGUGCCGCAGUUGAAGGUGGAGCUAAACAUCACCCUGGAGCUGGGCUUCCUUAUCCACAACCCAAACCACGCUAGCUUCCAGCACGGCCCUAUCACCGCACUUAUCUUCUACCGCGGCACCCUUCAGGUGGCUGAGGCCGAACUCUCCUCUGGGCGCAUCCCACCCGCUGGCUCCGUGACCCUUCCCUGCUGGGUCACCGUCCAGGCUGACCGCUUUGCCUCCGAGAUGAAACAGCUGGCCAGCGACGUCUUGGCGGGAGAGAUUCAAAUGGAGAGCAGGGCCUCUGUCCCCGGUAAGGUCAAGUUCCUCAUCUUCCACAAACACGUGGUGGCCGUUUCAGAUUGUCUGAUAACCAUUGGUGUGAGCGAUCUCAAAGUCCGAAGCCAGGACUGCCAUAAUAAGAUUAAGUUGUAA
Messenger RNA from Macadamia integrifolia, 639 nucleotides. RefSeq lists its product as uncharacterized. The transcript has a single exon. The record is from RefSeq and is a predicted model, not a curated record. The coding region runs from base 1 to 639 and encodes 212 amino acids. NCBI's taxonomy places the organism in Eukaryota, Viridiplantae, Streptophyta, Magnoliopsida, Proteales, Proteaceae.